This is a messenger RNA of Magnolia sinica, 2789 nucleotides long. RefSeq names its product ATP-dependent DNA helicase DDM1. Gene Ontology annotation, cellular component: nucleus. Gene Ontology annotation, molecular function: DNA binding; ATP-dependent chromatin remodeler activity; ATP binding. Lineage: Eukaryota; Viridiplantae; Streptophyta; Magnoliopsida; Magnoliales; Magnoliaceae. Bases 142 to 2457 code for a protein of 771 amino acids. The record is from RefSeq and is a predicted model, not a curated record. The transcript is spliced from 16 exons.
GCACACGAAGGAGCAUUUUCCCGCCCAAAGCUGAAACGUACACCACUGGCGUAGACAUAAAAACCCUUUCUUCCCUCUUGCUGACUGUCAUUCUCCUCCCUCCGCUACUCGGCCGCAGCAGCUCUUCCUACUCUGCUCGAGAUGGACGCUGAGAAUGAGAUAAAGAUCGAAGCAGCAGAAGCAGUGACCACAGCGGCAGAUUCUCCGACUUCAGUGCUCGAAGAUGAGGGGAUUUGCAAGUUGGAAUCCUCUCUCAUCUCGAAAGGAGCUGCCGAAGAAAAUGGAAUACCACAUUCUGAGGAUAAUGGUCUGCUGUUGGCUGAUGCAAAAAAUGGAGAUUCUUCUCUUAUAUCAAAAGCCAUGGCGGAGGAGGAGGAGAAACUGCAAGUGGCCCGAGUGAAGGAGGACUCUGAAAGGGAAGUGUGUGAAGCUGACGCCAUUAUGAACAACACCCAAUUCAGUAAAUUGGAUGAGCUUCUGACACAGACCCAGCUAUACUCAGAGUUCCUUCUAGAAAAGAUGGAGGACAUCACAUUCAAUGGAGUGGAAAUCCAGAAGGAAGAAGCUGUAAAAGAGAAAAGGGGCCGUGGUAGAAAGAGGAAGGCGAAAGCUCAAUACAACAAUAGAAAAGCUAAAACGGCAGUAGCAGCCAUGUUUACAAGAUUCCAAGAGGGUACUACUCCUGAAGAUGCAAACCUCACUGAGGAGGAGAGAGUUCUUAAAGAGCAGGCUGAGCUUGUACCACUAUUGACUGGUGGAAAACUGAAGUCUUAUCAAAUCAAAGGGGUAAAAUGGUUGAUAUCACUUUGGCAAAAUGGACUUAAUGGAAUCCUGGCAGAUCAAAUGGGACUUGGCAAGACAGUUCAAACGAUUGGUUUUCUUGCGCAUUUGAAAGGGAAGGGUUUGGAUGGGCCUUAUUUAAUAAUAGCUCCUCUUUCUACGCUCUCAAACUGGGUGAAUGAGGUCAACAGGUUUGUACCCUCAAUGAGUGUUAUUAUAUACCAUGGAGGUAGAAAAGAAAGGAAUGAGAUAAGGCAGAAAUACAUGCCUAGAGAGAUUGGUCCCAAAUUCCCCCUUAUAGUCACUUCUUAUGAGAUUGCAAUGAAUGAUGCUAGAGCUUUGGCACAUUACAAUUGGAAAUAUGUUGUUGUUGAUGAGGGACAUCGGCUGAAAAAUACAAAUUGCAAGUUAUUGAGAGAACUGAAGCGCUUGCCCAUUGAAAAUAAGCUUUUGCUUACUGGAACACCUCUGCAAAAUAAUUUGGCUGAACUUUGGUCGCUAUUGAACUUCAUCUUGCCCGAUAUAUUCUCGUCUCAUGAAGAAUUUGAAUCCUGGUUUGAUCUGUCAGGGAAGUGCACUAGUGAGGUCGAGGAGGAAGAGUUGGAAGAAAAAAGAAGGGUGCAGGUGAUAUCAAAGCUCCAUUUAAUACUACGCCCAUUCCUUCUAAGAAGAUUGAAGGAGGACGUAGAGCAGAUGCUUCCUCGCAAGAAGGAGAUCAUUUUAUAUGCAAACAUGACUGACCAUCAAAAGCAUUUCCAGGAUCAUUUAGUCAAUAAAACUUUGGAAGACUAUUUGCGACAUCAAGGGAGUGGCAUAAGUGGCAUGAAAGGAAAACUGAAUAAUUUGAUGAUUCAGCUCCGGAAGAACUGCAACCAUCCAGACCUUCUGGAGUCUGCUUUUGAUGGGUCGUUCAGAUACCCACCCAUUGAGCAGUUGGUGGAACAGUGUGGCAAAUUUCGCUUGCUAGAUAGACUGAUUUCAUUACUGCUUGAACGGAAGCACAAAGUUCUAAUUUUUUCACAGUGGACUAAGGUUCUGGACAUAGUUGAUUAUUAUUUUAGUGAGAAAGGGCUGGAAGUUUGUAGGAUAGAUGGCAGUGUGAAGCUGGAUGAAAGAAAAAGACAGAUCGCAGAGUUCAAUGACAUAAAUAGCGAUGCUAGAAUAUUUUUGCUCAGCACUCGGGCCGGUGGGCUGGGUAUCAACCUCACUGCAGCAGAUACCUGUGUACUGUAUGACAGUGAUUGGAACCCUCAAAUGGACUUGCAGGCCAUGGAUAGAUGCCACAGGAUAGGGCAAACCCGGCCUGUUCACGUAUACAGGCUUGCAACAUCUCAUUCUGUAGAGGGCCGUAUGUUGAAGAAAGCUUUCAGUAAGUUGAGGCUUGAACACUUGGUUAUUGGGCAAGGGCAAUUCAAGCAAGAGAGAGUCAAACCUAAUACAUUGGAGGAAUCUGAAAUGUUGGCAUUACUUCGACAUGAAGAGGAUCCAGAAGACAAGCUGACUCAGACGGACAUAAGUGAUGAAGAUCUGCAGAGGUUGUUGGACCGCAGUGACCUGAUCGUGGAUUCUAAUGGUAUAUCUGCAGCUGUUGAUCCUCUUCCUCUUAGAGGACCUGGUUGGGAGGUGGUGAUACCAGCUAAAAGUGGUGGAAGCAUGCUCUCCUCAUUCACGAGCUGAAGAGUGGGGAGUUAAAGCCUGGCCAAGUUGGAAUUCUUCCUUUUUUUUCUUUUCUUUUUCCCCAGAGGUUUUGUUCAUAUUUUGGAAUGCUCUUUUUGGGAAUGCUGGGAAUGGUGCCCUGUGGGGCUUUGCCGAUUUUUGGAGUUUCAAUUGCCCUGCAGGGAUUUUGUAUGACGGAAAAGCUUUAGUUUGUGCCUUUAUAACAUGUUACAAAUGCUAUUAAACUCUUGUAAGAGGUUCUGCACAUGGAGCUGUAUUUUGUCAGUGAGGUAUGUGAAAAGAGAGCAGCGUCUGAAAGGUGGAUGAGUAUCAGAUGUAUUGACCGAUUACAA